AUGAAGGGGUGGCUCCAAAAGUGUCUACGAGAUCAUAAGCUGUGUUGUCUCAAUGAUGCAAACAAAGAAUCCCUACCAACGAGGCUGAUCGACAUGGGCAACAUUGACGGGCCCCGACUCGUUGUAUGCAAAGAGGAAGGUAUGGACAUUCAGAAAGCCCAAUAUGUCACAGUCAGUCAUCGGUGGCGUCAGGAGGGCAUGCCAAAGUUGCUUAGAUCGAACGCCGAAACUUUGAAACAGCGAAUCGACCCGACCAUUCUGCCUUUGGCUUUUCAAGACUCUCUUAUCCUAGCGAAGCGUCUUGAUAUUCGAUACAUAUGGAUUGACGCCCUGUGCAUCUUACAGGAUGACGAAAGCGAUUGGGAGAGAGAGUCAUCUAUCAUGGGCCAAGUCUAUCGCAAUGCAGUGUGCAACUUUGGGGCCUCCGCUGCGGCGAAGAAACCUGUUGGGCUGUUCAUUGAUCGAGACCCUCGAUUAGCGUCCGCGUUUUCAGUAUCCAUUCAUCGAAAAGGCCAUGAAGAAAAAUACUUUGGAUACACGGAGCAGAUGCACGAUGACGUCCUAAAGACAAAUCUCUCAGACCGUGGCUGGAUCCUGCAGGAACGUUUACUGAGUCCUCGCUCCGUUUAUUUCGGUCAACAGCUCACAUGGGAGUGUUCCGAGCUAGUAGCCUGCGAAACCUUCCCCGAAGGCACCCCUGCAACAAGAUAUCUGUCGCCGUGGGGUAGAUCUGGCUACCCCUUUAGAAUGACAAACCUGCUGCUAAAGAAUCUCAAAUAUACGCACAAGGAUGAAGAGCAACAUGAAACCAAAGAGAUCUAUCGAAAAUGGUUAUAUAUCGCCGAGGAAUUUAUGAAGUGCCGACUUACAUACGAAGACGACAGAUUUCCUGCAUUGUCUGGCCUUGCAAAAUGCUUUCAACAGGUUUUGAACGACGAGUAUGUCGCUGGGCUGUGGAGAAAUGAUCUUUUACGUGGACUGCUUUGGCGUACACGCCCUAACACUAGAAAUCUGCCACUCAAAGGUCAUGCACCAUACCCUUCGACAUAUCGUGGUAAGCCCACAAUGAUUGCAAGCCCAAAGGUCUAG
This is a messenger RNA of Lindgomyces ingoldianus, 1089 nucleotides long. Its product is annotated as HET-domain-containing protein. NCBI's taxonomy places the organism in Eukaryota, Fungi, Ascomycota, Dothideomycetes, Pleosporales, Lindgomycetaceae. The transcript has a single exon. The record is from RefSeq and is a predicted model, not a curated record. Bases 1 to 1089 code for a protein of 362 amino acids.